This is a messenger RNA of Falco peregrinus (peregrine falcon), 513 nucleotides long. It is a transcript of the gene PRLH, whose product is annotated as prolactin releasing hormone. The record is from RefSeq and is a predicted model, not a curated record. Gene Ontology annotation, biological process: response to peptide hormone; feeding behavior; G protein-coupled receptor signaling pathway. NCBI's taxonomy places the organism in Eukaryota, Metazoa, Chordata, Aves, Falconiformes, Falconidae. The transcript has 3 exons. Gene Ontology annotation, molecular function: prolactin-releasing peptide receptor binding; neuropeptide hormone activity. Bases 223 to 489 code for a protein of 88 amino acids.
GUCCCUGCUGGGGCUCGCCUCUGACAUCAGCAUGAAACUGGCCAUAAAAACGGCACCCAGAGGGGACUCUGGCUCAGACGGUGGCCGCUUGGCUCAGCGGGACGGCAGCUGGGCACCUCGCCUCACCACGCCACGCCACAUCGGAGGCCACCGUUUUUGCGGCACCAGUGGGAAGCACCGGGAGGCUUUGGGAUCAAGCCACGCAGCCAGAGAGUGCUGGGGAUGAAGCUGGGGGCCGCCUGCCUCCUGUGCCUACUGCUCACCUGCCUGACCCUGCCUGUCACCCACGGCCGCAUCCACGAGCGCUCCAUGGAGAACAGGAACCCGGACAUUGAUCCAUCCUGGUACACAGGACGCGGGAUCAGGCCCGUGGGGCGGUUUGGGCGGCGGCAAGCCCUGGGUGAGGGCACCCAUCCUCGGGGGGCUGGCCGGCAGCAAGUCUGCGCCCCCCCCCCAGCACCCCCUGGAGGAGCGGAGCCCCUGAGCUGAAGCCAACAAUAAAAGCCCUUCUCC